This is a messenger RNA of Humulus lupulus (European hop), 2833 nucleotides long. RefSeq names its product two-component response regulator-like PRR95. The coding region runs from base 343 to 2463 and encodes 706 amino acids. NCBI's taxonomy places the organism in Eukaryota, Viridiplantae, Streptophyta, Magnoliopsida, Rosales, Cannabaceae. Gene Ontology annotation, molecular function: protein binding. The record is from RefSeq and is a predicted model, not a curated record. The transcript has 8 exons. Gene Ontology annotation, biological process: cytokinin-activated signaling pathway; phosphorelay signal transduction system.
CUUUCGCGGCUGUGAUACAGAGAUUACGGUUUUGUAAUUUUGCAUGUUUUUCUUUCGGAAGUAAAAUAGGGAAUAAAUCUGCUUUCUAAAGUUGUGUUUUGGAAUUUGGUUUCAGAUACUUUUAUUUUCUCCCUUUUUUUCCCCGGGUUUAUAUGAAGAGGAUGAGGUAGAACUUUCAAGUGUUUCAAGUUCCAAGCUCCAAGUUCCAAGUUCUAGACCUGAUUUUUCUUUUAAUAGUUUUUUAUUCGAUUUAUUGCAUUUUCUUGUGGUUCCUGUAUUAAUCCCAACUGGGUUUCUGGAAUUUUGGGUUUGGGUUGUGUUGUGUUUCCAGGGUGUUUGAAAAUGGGUGAAGUAGUCGUGAAUAGUGAAGAGGUUAUGGCGGUGGAGGUUGAAGCAGAGAAACGAGACCAUAAUGAUGAGAAGGAUGAAGAAGAAGAAGAAAAUGACGGAUCCAAGGAGGUAGUGAGGUGGGAGAGUUAUCUUCCCAGAAUGGUGUUUAGAGUUCUUUUGGUUGAAGCCGAUGACUCCACGCGUCAGAUUGUGACAGCCCUUCUUCGAAAAUGCGGUUAUAAAGUUUCUGCAGUAACUGAUGGACUAAAAGCAUGGGAGACAUUAAAGGAGAGGGCUCGAAACAUAGAUCUCAUACUUACUGAAAUGGAAUUGCCAUCAAUAUCUGGAUUUGCACUUCUUUCGUUAGUCACGGAGCAUGAAGUUUGCAAAAACAUACCUGUCAUAAUGAUGUCCUCUCAAGAUUCAGUUAGCAUGGUUUUCAAGUGCAUGUUAAAAGGAGCUGCCGACUAUCUAAUCAAGCCUCUUAGGAGGAAUGAACUAAGGAACCUAUGGCAGCAUGUAUGGAGAAAGCGCACUCUUCCUAAGAACACGACAGCUCCUCAACAUGGAGUGGAGCCUGCUUCUGAAAUUAAUACAGCGAGCAAUCAGUCAAGUGAUUAUGUAGUUUCUAUAAAGAACAUUAAGGAAUGCAGUGAGAAAGGGAGUGAUUCCCAAGGCUCUUGUACAAUGCCUCACUUGGAAGCUAAGAGUGAGCACGUCCCAACUAUGCAAGAUAUUUCACAGAUGAGUAGGAGUGCUGCUAAAGUGGACAGAAACAAUGUACAGAGUCAUGAAGAUUGUACUAAGUUGAAUAAAGAAUCAGUUAUCCAUGCAAACAAGACAGGAGAUAAGUCGAACAUUUUUAAACCAGAGGUUGUAUCCUGCAAUGGAGCUUUUCAGCCAACUGUCUUGGGAUUAAAGGAAGAGUACAUUGGCAAUAAAAGAAGGAAGCUAGAUGAAACUUCCCGACCAGAAAAUUGUGAAGUCAAUGCUAAUGCCAAUAUUCAGAGUUGUUGUGACGAACUUCUUAAACCAUCUUGUGGAGCUAUUGACUUGAUCGGUACAUUUGAUGAUCACCCAAGGUGGACUAAUAAAUCCGAUGAUAGGUGCAUAAGCAGCUCUGAGUAUCCUCCGCAGCUGGAACUUUCUUUGAGAGGACUUUUUCUAAGCAGCUCGAAUAGCCAAGGUACUGGUGAAAGACCAAAACUGAACCAUUCUAAUGCCUCUGCAUUUUCAUGGUACGGUAAUAGCAAUACAUUGCGACCCCUUUUUCCCAACGGUCAAACUACCCCAGAGGAUGGUCCAAAGAAAUCUCCUGAGUUAAUUUUCACUCCAUCUUUUCGAAACUCUACUGUUUCUUCUCAACAGCAUGCUGCCACAAGGAGCUACUGUCACUACGAAAUGCCUGCUUCGGUUGCUGGGCAAUCUGGGCAUACUGUGCCGGUAUCCUUCCCCAGUACUCAACUUGGAACGAGUCCAGAUAAUGGUCUAAAUUAUGAAAAUUCUGGAUAUAACCAGUUAUUCCCAUCCUUUUAUACACAAUCAAGUGUAUCCUCUAUGUGGGGUCCCAUUUCGGAAAACCAGCAAGAGAAGUCCCCAUUUGCUGCAAAUACCGCAAGUCAUUCUGAUCCUGAAAUUCAACACUCGGAACAAGGCUACCAACUUUCUGAAGAAGCAACUCAUAAAUCUGCUGAUCAAACCAAGCACGACCAGAAAGAGUUGGAUCUUGUGGAGGAAGUGAAGCCUAGUUCUUUUGCUGCUGAUCAGUGCCAUGGUGGUAGUUUUUGCUAUGGUGUGGGAGAUCAAAUUAAUAGCGAUGACCAUGGGAGCUCUUGUGGUAGAAGCGAUGGAUACACCAAUUCCUCUUCUGGGGCUGAUGAGAAAACCACAGCUUCUCGGGGUCUGAACGACAAUGGACAUUUUGUUUAUGAUAGUUUUAGAGGGAUGGAUUUCCAUCGCAUCAGUCAGAGGGAAGCAGCUUUAAUCAAAUUUCGAAUGAAACGAAAAGAUCGUUGCUUUGAGAAAAAGGUUCGAUAUCAAAGCAGGAAAAGACUGGCAGAACAGAGGCCCCGAGUGAAAGGACAAUUUGUUCGUCAGGGACAAACUGACCCUCCAACGGCUAAUAGUACGUGAAGAUCAUUAGCUGUUGUUUGCUUUGGGAUACAAUAGCCUGUAAUCUCUAAGAAGCAAAGAAUCUUAAGAGUUUUGACGCAGUGCUCUUGUGUUCUCAAAUCUUUCGGUAACUAGGAGUAGGAGUAGGAUGUAGAGUGACGAGAAAUGACUAUCGAAGAUGGUUGUAACCUUGCAAAUUACUUUGGAAUGUCUAGUUAAUUGGUUUGACUUUGAUUUUCGAUGUUUUUUUUUCUUCUAUGGUUUGGCUUGAAAAGGUUGUGUUGUAACUACUUAGUAGCCUGCUUAGAUAACUGAACUUGGAUUUUGUUUGAUUGUAGGAUUACUUGUAUUUAUAGGGCUUCAUAUAAAUACGAGAUACUAGUUAAUGCUU